Molecule: messenger RNA, 8213 nt
Organism: Puntigrus tetrazona (Sumatra barb)
Lineage: Eukaryota; Metazoa; Chordata; Actinopteri; Cypriniformes; Cyprinidae
Product: fidgetin-like protein 2
Exons: 2
Coding region: 116-952 (278 amino acids)
Source: RefSeq, a predicted model, not a curated record
GAAAAAAAGAAGAGGCAAGAGACAAAAAGUGUGAGGGCAUGGCCGCGUAAAGCUUGGAAUUUACUUAUAACUGCUACAAUGCAAUGAAGAUCGAAGGAGAGGGACUGGUGUGGCAAUGAUGCAGUGGUCAUCUGAGUGGGCGGAGCAACACUAUGAUGUCUCCUCCUCCACAUCACCUCCAGUUCACCCUAAGCCCCUCCCCUUUCCACAGCCCAGUCGCCCUGCGUUCUCAGGCUACAGCGACGACAUCAGUGCCCUCAGUGCCUCUAGCUUGCUAAAACGCUAUGCUGAGAGGUAUUCCUUCAACUCGGCUUUACCAGAACAUGGGAGCUUCCUAAGAAGUGAGCAGCACCAGGAGCCAUGGCCAGGGGGAUACAGCACAGAAGGGCUUCCUGGUUUAGACCCAUUGAAGGGGAGUGCAAGUGAUCACUCAGAACAGCAGUACAGCAGCGGCCCCACAUCUCAGGAUUACCCAUCAUCCUACAGCAGCCAACACCUGCUGCCUAAACCAUCCUAUCUUCCCUCACCAGCGUUUGCCUUGCCGUCUGCAUACCUGCCACCCGCACCAGGCUACGCUUAUCCCCAGCAAUGCGGCCUGAGUGCUAGUUACCCUCACAGCACCCCUUCUCUGCUGCCCUCGGGUCUACACACCCCCACACCUCUUCACAGCAGCCAUGCUGCUGCCGAACUCCCACGCAACAGGAAGUUCGGCUUCGACCAGUCCAAAACUGCCAGAGUGUCUCCAUACACGAUCAGGGACAAGACCGAACGGCAGAACAGCGACAGUGCUGGGAAUGUCAACGAAAGCUGUGGGACAGACCUCCAGAGCUACAGGCCCGAUAGACUUUCCACUCAGUCCGAUCUUGAGGCAGAUUCUGUGGGUAAGACCAGUAAUCUUCGGCCUCUGGAGACACGGUCUUACGGAGGCCCGGGACAGUACACAUAUCCCUGAGUCUACUUAAUGUAGUCCAACUAUCUUUUUUUUUUUAUACAUGUCUAUAGCAAUACUUGAAGCUAACAAACAUCAGGGCAAAUAGAAUUAUGGUAUAAAACCGUUUAUGGACUGAGAAGUCUCUCUUAUGCACAUUAGCGUUAAUUCUGACUGCAGCUUUAAUGAGAUCUGUAGCACAGACACUCUUUUGUAUCCCUGAAAUCACUCUUUCUUUUUUUAUUCUCUUCCUUUCCUCUUUUACUCUCUCUCUCUCUCUCUCUCUCUCUCUCUCUAUAAUUAUGUUGUGCAGUGAAGCACAUUAUGGUUGCAAGUACUAAUCCACUGCUUCAAUCAAUGAAAUCCAAGCCAAAGAAAGACUGAAAGAGAGGAAUCGAAAAUAAAAGAGAAAGAGUUUGUGCUUUCAUACAUUUUCUCAGCGAGCAUGUCAGUGGUAAGGUCAUGGAUGUUCUUCAACACUGAAAUCAGAUAAAAUUCCUCUUGUUUUAGGAAUAUAAGGUAAGGUUCCUCUAUAAACUUUGAAUGUAAUGCUGUUUUCCCUCAGGAAUUGCGAAUGAAGCCAUACUUAAUGUUUAUCUUAUACAUUUUUUGAGUUUGACAGAUGUCUUUGUCUUUUAUUGUCUAGUUAGUCUCGUUUCUUUGCCAUGUCUUUCAUUAAAAAACUUAAAAUGUAUUUGUAACCUUACAGUAUUUCAAUGAUAAAAAUCAUAGCAUCAAAGCAUAUUUUUACAGGACGCAUAAUAUAUCUGGCUUCCGCAGGGCCACUGCAAAAGGCUAAAAGGCUCUACGCAGUCUUUUUCACUAUUCACCUAUUGUGACUUUACUAUGGAAACCCACAGAGCUGUCCCAGCCCCCUGAGUUGAUCACUGGAUGUGUUUUCCUCUGACCCUCUGACCCUUCUCUGUUUUAAAUGAGGCUUGUGAAAGAAUAGAGAGCUUUUGUUAUGGUGAGGCAAAUGGGACAUACACUGAAAUGUACAAACCGAAAUGAAAAUGGCAGUCUAGUUAAUAUUUAAUUUUAAAUUGUAUUUUACUCUAACAAUUGCAAUAUACAGGACAAACUCCUUUUUAAUACAUGUACAAUACGAUCUACCUCACUGUUACAAUGCUGUAUGUUCAGAGUACACAAUUGUUUAUUAUGUCAAAAUGUCUACCUCAACGAAAAAAUACACAAAAUAAAACUAUUGUACCAAUAUACCAUUUGCUCUCUUUGUGUGUGUGUGUGUGUGUGUAUUUUGCAUAAAAACUGAGCCAUUACCUAUGAUAAGACUGUAAAAUUGUUUCUCAGUUAUAUCACUGUGAUAGCUGAAUUUUCAGCAGCCAUUAUUGUUUUUGUAAUUUUUAAAAAAUAAAUUUAGUCAUUUAUUUAUUUUAAAAUGAACAUUUUGUUUUGUAUAUUUAAAAAAUAGUAACGUUUGCAGUCUUAUUCAAAUAAACGUGGUUCAUUACCUUCAUUAUUACACAAUCUUCUUACGGCUUUUACAGGCUUUACAGUAAACAGUAUUUAUGCUUGACUAGUGCUGUACUUCCAUAAGGGCCAGUUGCACAGCUGGUGCCGUCAGGUCACCUUGUACCCUGUCCAGGAUGACAUUCGCAUAUCAUGAUCUUUAACUCCCAACAGAAAUCCCCUCCUUAUGGCUGUGCAGAUCCAUGUCUGUAUACACUCUUUAAUCACUUGAUCUUUCUAGGAAAAGGUCAAGAUGAUGCUGUGUUUUUUAUCCAAUCCUUAAUUAUAGUACAACUUUAUACCCAUUUAUAAUAUUGUCGGUUAUAAAACAGUAUUAUUACUUGUGUGUUGUUGCCUCUAGUGGCAAACCCUUUAACCAAAUAUUUUUAUACACCCUUAAACAAUCCUUAUCAUUAAUAGUUUUCACAUUCUACUCAUUCUGGAUGUCCUUACUACUCUUAAACCAAACGCUAAACACAGAUGCUGACUUUUGACUCUCCAAUUCUUCCUUAUAGUGACCCCCACCCAAAACAGCUCCCUGCAGUCAAUGUGCAGCAGAGUGUGACAGAUGCUCUAUUCUCUUCGUCCACCCCCACCUCCCAGUACACACAGCCCUCAGCGCUUUGUUUUUCAGAACUUUCAAUACUGUCCUCGCCUCAGUGUGAGCCGUUUAAUCUUAGACUGAUGAAUUGGGUCUUUCAUCUUAGGGAUCAACAUCUUUGUGCAGCCUAAGACCAUUUUUUGUGAUUGGUUCUUGGUCUAUACAUUGACCCAUGUUUUAUUUUUGUCUCUCACACAAAUUCCGAUUUAGCUCAAUCCGUAUUGAUAAGUGAGUAAAUCUUUCCAUCCAUGAUUAUUUUCUGAAAACAUCGAAAUCUUUCCCGGCACUUUAUAUACUCUCUUUUAUAACACGAUUAAAAUAUCCUCAUACUACACAAACAGUGAUAAUGGGGCAUAUGUAAUGGUGAACAUCUGAAUAUGACAUACAGAGAAUUACAGAAGCUUUGUACAAUAUUGUUUUUGCGUUUUCAGGUUUCAGGUCGUUUGUCUCCUGAAAGAGAGAUAAUAUUCACCUACAGUUGCUCUCCUAACACAUUUAAAACGAUAAUUCACAAAGAAAUAAAAAUGACGUUAUUAUUUACUUAAUGAACAUGAAAUAAGUUACUGUGUAUCACUAAAUGUUUCCCAACCCUUCCAAUAAGGCUCAAACAUCCAUCCAUUAAAACAAAUAAUGAUCUGUUUUUUAGUCACAUAUUCAUGAUCAUUAAUCAGGUGUGGAGCAAGAUAAAGAGCACCAGAAACCUAAUAAAGUGAUUAAAUACUAGACUAGUCCCUUGUGGUUUGGCAAAUGGUAGUUAUUUAGUCUAAUUAAAGACAUUUCACAUCGUACCACAAAAUGUGAUAACCUGUUCUUUUUGUCAGGCUAUGUCUUUCUCUUUUUUAACCACCAAUUUGAUGUAAGGACAUGGACUUUUGUUUUUAGUGACCCUUUGUCUGCCUCACAGUUUAAAGGGGUGGGGUGGAGGAAUGCUGUCACAUACACAACCUUCAAUUCGUCAUGAUAAGAACACAGCAAGGGAACCAACGCAACCCCUUAAUGACACCUAAAACAGAAACCUUAGGAAGUGUUUGUCAGCACUCCUUACAAAGUCAAUGUUGCAUGCACCCACCAACACAGUACAGUGAUUCCCAAACAGAGGAUGUGUGCCUCAACAGACCUUGAUCUAGAGGAUACUUUUAGAUUAUAAUGUGCUUUUUAUUGUAACAUUUCUCCAACAAGAGUAGAUUAUCAUUUUCCUCAUCCUUAUCUUAGGCAAAUAUAUUUUUAACACUGUUAUCGCCUUUAACUCUACCUUUAACCCUACCUUUUUUAAAAAUGUAUUUACUUCGUUUUUUUUGCGUAUUACGAGUAUUUAGUAUUUUUGCGAUAUUCUGCAAUAGUGAGAUCUUCAGAAUGUAUCUUUCAAAUACAGUCUCGCGACCGACUAGUUCGCCUAGGUGGCUAAUUCGUACAAAUUCGUAGGUUAUACAUACAAAUUCAUACAAAAAAAAUGAGCUUGUAUGAAUUUAUUCGAAUUAGCCACCUUGUAAAACAUGUACAAAUUGCAGUGAGAUCAGGCUGAUCUUUCAGUUGUUUAGCAACAACAAAUCCUUAACUGAACUGCCCUCUACUAAAGGGGUCAUAAACAGAAAUUUCCUUCGAUGUUUUGACAUAUAAGAGGUCAUUGUGGUAUAAAAAACAUUUUGUGCCAGAACUCAAAACUUUCUUCUUAGCCUAAAACAGCUUAUAUUGAAGGUCAGCUUGCGGAAUGUACCACUCUAUUAUGGAAUCUGCAGAAGAUGAUCAACGCCUGCCUCUACAUCGCCUGUUUAGCCCCGCCCACUGAUUCGUACAUAUAGUAGAAAGGGAAGGUCACACUGCCCUUUUCAUUCAAUUAACUUCCAUUCAUACGCAUGCGUAUAAAAAAAACAAAGGCAGUUCCCUUUAAAUAUUCAUAUUUCUAUUAAAUACAUUCAUAUGUACUUUUGAGGUAAAUUGACAGACAACAUGUGAACUGGAGUGAAACCCAAGACCGCUUACCUAAACUAAAAUGUCUCUUCAAGAGCAGUAAAGUAUAUAAAGUCCAACUGGUGUGCAAGAGCUAGAAAAGACGCUUUUUAAACAAAUUAAUCUGUAUUCACACUGUGGCUGUCCAAUCAAUGUUAUCCACACCGCAAAUAUGCAAAGAAUGUUAACUAGUUUGUACGGUACAAAAAAUACAAACCUGAAUACUUAAACUCUUAACAAAAAAGAACAAAUUAAUAAAAACAACCCUGGGUUGUUUGUAUAAAAAUAAAAAAAUAAAAAUAAUGGUCUUCCACCACAUUAUAUGUUGUGCAUUAUUCAAAAUUUUAACAGGAAAAUUGUUCAGCAAUUUUGACAGAAGAAAGAAAAACACAAACACUCGAGCAUAACUGGAAGGCUGCUUUAUUGUUUGGAAAAGGUUUCGUGCUCAAAUGAAGACAAUCUUUCACUGAUUCUCACUAAGUCAAGUGGUUGUGCAACACACCCUCUCCUCUCCAACAUCAGUGGCAAGAGAUAAGAACAACAUUAUGAACCAAAACCCACUUGAAUUAUUGUCAGCAAAUGAAGGAAAUAGCAUCUCAGUCAUGCUACAAAAGAAUAGACAGAAAUCAGUAUUUAUAGAAAAAUAAAAGAAGUGGCUGAAAAUUAACAUAAGCUGAGCACAGAAGGCAAACUGUUUCUCUUUCUACAGACUCAACCUUUAAGAGAUUCACUGAGUGGCCAACGCACUCUAUUUCCCGCCCCAUGCUAUUUGACAAUCUCUGAUGAUGAAGUCAGGCUGAUGCCAGUUAAGUUUUCUUUUUUUAUUUUCAUUUUUUCCGCUUUUUGUGAUUUUUUUUGUAUUUUGUCUUUUUUUAAGUAUAUUUUUUUGCUUUUUAAUAGAUGUCACAGACAUUCUUUAGUUCAGUUCUUUCUCCCAGUGCUCAUUUGAAACAAGCUCCACUUGUUUAGGAGAAUUUUAUGCAACAUCAUCUACAUUUUCGACAAACAAAAUUGGCAGCAAAAGGCACCUUAAACAAACAUACAAAGACAAGAAAAGCAUAAUAUAAAGCCUAACCAAACCUAAGACUGCAAAUUGCAUUGCUGUGUAUCUAAGAGAUGAAGAACAAGCUAAGCUUAAGUCAAGCUGCAUCACACACAUUUAAAGUGACCAAACUGUCACGCACGCUUGUCCUCUCCCCCCCACCCUACACGCGCACACACACUCGCUCUCUCAGACUCGGACUGAAAGAUCAUGGCAUUAGCCGAUUAGGCCGGAAGAUGAAAACAGGGUUUAAGGGGGAAGAACAUGUGGCGUCCAGUGCAUAUGUACGUAGUAUGUGAGUUGGAGAUGGUAGGACGUAUUCACACAGGGUGUAAAUGAAUUGCUGGUAGUGCAUUCCCCUCCCAAAAACGGGCGACAUAAGCCAUAGCGAGCAGCCAGUACAUCACCGUGCAUUGAAAGCUAGACCCGUGCACGCACACAGACAACACUCGCUCAAACCCAGACAUCUCAAACACACACACAAACGCACACUGUGUGGGCCAGGUCAGAGUUUUGGUCGUUCACCGAACGUAUUGCACAAAAGAAAGAAGAACGUGAGCAAAUGACAGCCAGUAGUGCUUCACCUCCACUCCAAGCAGAGGUCAACACAGAGGAGGACAGUGCUCUCUCAUAUCAUAUAUACAUACAUAUGUAUAUGUGUGCAUAUAUAUACACAUAUGUACAUAUACAUGUAUACAUAGAUACAUAUGUUGUAUAGCUCUAUAUAUAUAUAUAUAUAUGCCUUGAUUUAUGUAUAGAUUUAUAUAUACUUUUUGCAUUUAACAUAUUGGAUUCCCCUCUUUAAUGUGAAAAGUGUGUCAAAAAAUCUACACCUUCUAACAAAUAUGUCACAGUCUACCUAGUGAGACCAGGGCAAUGAGUGAAGCCAUUCUAUUAAGGUUAUAAUUAUUUUUCAGUAUUAGAUUAAUAGCAGUAUUUUUUUUUUUAGUAUUUCUGUAUUUACAAAAAACUAUGCAUGCUGUUAAAAUAAAAUUAUAUAUUACAUUAUUUAUAGUCUCUUAAAAAGUUCAUUCUUAACUUUUCAGCAUUUUGUGCUGCUUACAACAUAGCCUAUACUGUACAAUAUAUUUUUUAAAUGGAUUUUUCAUUCAUUUUUUUUUGGAAUGAAUGUAUGAUCUGUUAUUGGUUCUUUUUCUGUUAUCGUUUAUACAGACGAGCCUGCGUGGCUGCAUAAAUGAGAAUGGUUGAGCUUUGCUGAGCAGAGUUUUUUUUUUUUUUCGUUUUGUUUUGGUUCAGGUCAACACCCUCGCAUGCAGCAACUGGACCAUCGACACCAGAUGAAGGGAAAGGGAAAACCGCUGACAUCACUAAAAGAAACUAAAAAAUGUCGCUCUGAUGUGUGGAGUUGCCCGGCUCACAGUAAGCUGCUGUGGGACCAGUGCCGAAUGGUUAUUUGGCAUUUAGUGUGGUGGUGUACUGAAGAGAAACAAGGCUGACCAGGGGUCGAAUAACUGCACAUUUAAAAACCAAGGCCCUCCGUAGAACAGUGGUGAGAAUUAUAAGCAAUAUUCUCAGUCUGCAUCUCAUUUCAUCAUCACCUCUACAGCAACACGUUUCUUGCAGUCUGAAAUCUCUGAAACUCGGCUCUGUGUCAGAUAGCCCUACUCUUCUCUCUACAUGAGAGGUCGAUGAGGUGGGAGAGCUCCUGCUUCAGCUCCACCCCAUGUUACAAACAUUCUCCGGACCGAGUGGAGGCCCUCGAUGAUGACAAAAGAGUCACAUGAUACACCGUGUUGUAUCCUGAGAAUAAUGGGGAAAGUCAACAAGCAUCAGUCUGUCUGAAAGUGUUAAGCAGGAGAGGAUCGCUCCACCCCUGAGACAUUCCAGAAACUUUCAGACACAAAUUGCACACAGCAGAUAAUCAGACAAACAUCUUUGGCUUCUCCUUUAAACAGCUGUGACUUUCCAACCAUCCAGCUGUCUCUCUCAAGUCCUGUCCUUUUGUCCUGGCUACAAUCAAACCAUUGCUGAAGAUGUGAUGGCUUCAUACACAGAUAAAAACGUCCAGCUGGUCCUCAGGGGACAAACCGGGACGAGACUAGACGUAGACACGCUGCAAAACUAUUUAAAGAAAUAUAGCAUGUAAAAAUUUAAAAUAUCAGAAUUCUUCUAUUUUUCUAAAAUAAAAAAAAAAACUGCCACUUUCUCAGAAACGGUUAUAGCUCAUCUCAUCUAACCCCUGAUGAGGAUUAAAAAUGCCAACCAAC